Messenger RNA from Musca vetustissima, 3873 nucleotides. Its product is annotated as fat-body protein 1-like. NCBI's taxonomy places the organism in Eukaryota, Metazoa, Arthropoda, Insecta, Diptera, Muscidae. The record is from RefSeq and is a predicted model, not a curated record. The transcript has 3 exons. The coding region runs from base 1 to 3873 and encodes 1290 amino acids.
AUGUCAAGAGAUGAAUUGUUACGCCAAAAAUUCUUAUUAGAUAUUCUACGCCAAGUUGAAUUGCCUUUGCAGAAUCCUUCCCUCUUGCAGGUUAAUGUUGAGGGUGUUGCGGAUGCAAAUAUGUAUAGAGGGCCCAUCGACGAUGAUAUGCAAAUGGUAUUAGAUCUGGUGCGCAACAAUCGCCUAUUAGGACGCAACGUCAUGUGUUCGAUGACAAAUGAAAUCCAUCUGCGGCAAUUAUUGGGUCUCUAUCGUCUAUUUGUUCGUGCUCGAGAUUUUCAAGCUUUGCAGAACUUAGCUAUUUAUGCCAGACGCUACGUUAAUCCAGUGCUCUUUGUAAAUGCCCUAACAUUGGCACUGCAGGAUCGCACCGAUACCGAAAUGUUAAUAGUUCCAGCCAUUUAUGAAAUUUUACCACGAAACUAUCUUGGUGAUGAAGUGGUACGCGCUGUGGAAGAGAUCGGACGGGAAACACCUCGUGUGACAGAGAAUACAAAUAGUGUCUCUCAAAGACCUAGUCUUUUGGAUCUAAUUAAAAUGCAACGUAAUGCUAAGCUGAAUUUUAAUCCCUUCUUCAUGGGUCUUGGUGUGGGUGUGGGUGUGGGCGAUGGUACUGGUGUUGUCUUUGAUAAAUCCCAGCUAUGGAUGCCAUGGCGUGAUAUGCAUCAACAAUUGGCCAUGCAAAGGACAAUGGGUAUUGGUGGUCGUCUGAUGAUGCCGCCUGAUCAGAAUAAGGAUAGUGUGCGUAUUAUACCCAUGGGUAAUAGUCAGGGUUUAUUAUCGGAUGAUUUGGGUUUGCGUGCAUUCCUAAAUAUUCUACUGGAUCAAUUAGUUGUGGAGCAGUCGAACGCUGUGAGGGUGGUAGAUAGUGAGAUGGAUGUUCAGACGAGUAACCGGAAUAAUGCAGAUGAUGUCCGCUCAAUGUUUAUGGGUCGCGAACGAAAUGUUAUAGGUGGCAUGGGAUCUGGAAAGCAGAACUAUGAGGAUGAUGAUGACGACAUGUUGAGGAGGAACCGUGUGCGAUAUAAUUUAGAUGAAAUUGAAAUGAGAAGAGGUGGAGGAUAUGAUGUAGAGCGGAAUGUGAAUCGACCCCUCAAUCGUAUUGAUUUGGAUGCUAGAGAAUCACUUCGUGAAAACUAUCCGCGUAUGGAUCAAAAUAUACCAACUAGACGGCAAUAUUUUGACAAAGAUGAGACUAUUUUGCGGAAUGAUCGGGAACGUGUGAAUCAAAAUCAAUAUUAUGACAACGAUGACAGUAUUUUGCAGAACGAUCGGGAACGUGUGAAUCAAAAUCUACCAAAUCGACGCCUAGAUGAUGAAGAUCGCAACGUGAUGAAUCAGGAACGACCUCAAUAUUUCGGCGGUAGCCCAAAAUUAAGUUUACUUAAUGGAAAAAUUGGUCUUAAAGGUCUAUUAAAUCGUAAUGUGGAUAGAAGUUCCGAUCUUAAUCGUAUGACGGGAAAUUCACCUGGAAUGCAACGGAAUUUUGUGAUGGAGAGGAAUGUGAAUAUGGAAAGAGGUCAGGGAACGAAUGCUAUGAAUAGAAAUCUGGGAGGAGUGGAUAGGGACCAGGGAAUAAACCGAAAUUAUGCCAUGAAUGAGGAUCAGGAAAGGAAUGAGAGGAGAAAUUAUGACUUGGAGAGAGAUCAGGAUGUGAAUAGGAAUUAUGGAAUCAGAAGAAACAUGGAAGGGGAGAGAAAUAUUGGUAUCGACAGAGAUCAGGGAAUAAGAAGAAAUUUUGGAAUUAACGAAGAUCUGCAAAAUAAUAAGAAGGGAAAUUAUGGCAUGGGAAGAGAUCAGGUAGUGAAUAGAAAUUAUGGAAUGGAUGAGGAUCUGCAGCGAAAUAGAAAUAUGGGAAUGAAUAGACAAGAUGAUCUGGUCCGAGUACCACUUCGCAGUGAUGUGAAUCGAAGAAAUCUCGGCUAUGAUCUGGAAAUGGAUAGGAAAGUUAACGCGAGAACUAAUGUACAGGGAUCACUGAACCGUAAAAACUUUGGCUAUGAUAUGGACAUAGAUAGAGAUCUUGAGAUGGGUGGAACAAAUAAUUUGUUGUUUAUGGUUAUGCCUGAUAAUGUGGACCGACGCAACGUAGGCCGUGAUGUGGAUAAGAGGGGAUCUUUUGGAAAUCUUGUAAAUAAUAGAAAUGAGGAUGAUAAUAGGCAAACAAAUAGAAAUUUGGGAAUGAGUAAAGAAGUUCGAGGAUCUACGGAAAAUAUUAUGAAUCGUCGGAACAGCGGUGACAAUUUUAAAUCAAUGGAGGAUGAUGGUUCUGUACGUGUUAGUUCCGGAAGAUUAGGUUUACUCAAUGGUAAAAUUCGCAAUACUAACCAGGAUGAUAUCCCACAAAGAAAUGUUGAAGAUGAUAUGCGCCGGGUACCCCGCAGCUUAAACCGCAUUACACCCCGCAAUGAAAGAACUCAACGUUUGGGUGAAUUGAUUUUCUAUAACCUGCAACAAUUGGUGGCACGUCUGAAUAUUGAACAGAUUGCAUUACAAAAUAGCGGAACGAAUGCAAAUUCUAUGAAUCGAUUAAAUCGUGUGGCCCUAACGCGUAAUACCAUGGGAAAUUUGGAUUCAAGUAACUCCCAAGAAAUGAUAAAUACUAUCAAAGAGAAAAUGCUCCAGAUUAAAGGUGCGGCAAUGAAUGCCAACACCAUUGUGGAUGUUAUGAAGGGUAUCGGACGUCUGAAUCAAAUCGAUACUUCGGAUAUGCAAUCAGUUCAAGGUCAAAUGGGUAGCUUUGAUAAUCGGGAAAAUAUGGAUCUCACAAUGCUGCAAAAUAUGGGUUUAGAUGACAGCACCUUUCAAGUUGUCGUCGAAAAAAUGCAAGAAAUUACCGAACGCCUUGAAAAUACCCUGGAGCAGAACAUCGAGCAUCUUGGCCAAAGGCAACAACAUUACAACAACUAUGGUCUCGAUGAUCAACCGAUUAACCAAAAAAUUAAUCGCCUCGUGUUAAAUGAAAUCCUACAGGAAGUUGUUUAUCUCUCCGAAUAUGUAGAGGGUGGUCAAAUCUCGAAUAUUCUUGAGACCCCUAUAACCCAAUUACUACUCCGUCACAUAGUCAAUACCAUUGAACGUCAAAUACAGGCACUGAGACCAACACGUAAUUUAAAUGACAUUGCCUUUGGUGAUGUCACCAUUAAUAACCUAAAAGUCGAUGAAUUACGAACCUAUACGGAAGAGGUUGAUGUGGAUCUAACAAAUAUCCUAAAUCCCAUCGAAGUGGAUUCUCAGAAAAUCAUAAUCGGUCGCAUGCCUCGCCUAAAUCACAAAUCAUUUACCAUAAAUUUGGACCUAAGCUCAAAUCGUAAUCAACGUGUUGUUCUACGCACCCUCCUAAUACCCAAAGUGGAUAGCCAAGGUCGCCGAAUAUCUGCGGAGGAACAACGUCAAAAUGUCGUACUACUUGAUAUCUUCGAUGUCAAUUUGACGCCUGGUCGCAAUGUCAUCAAACGUAAAUCCCGUGACAUAACCUGGACCGGACGAGAUGUUACCACCUACCAGGAAUUAUAUAAACGGGUUAUGACUGCCCUACAGGGUAACAUCGAUUUGACUUUGAAUCCUUUAAUGGGACAAACUACCCUAUUGCCACAUCGUCUACUAUUGCCACGUGGUCGUGUUGAGGGUCUGCCAAUGCAGUUGCUGGUUGUCAUUACACCUGCCGAUGAUGACACCCCGACAUCUAUGAUGUCAGGUCAAAUUGUAAAUACCCGUUUGGGUCUUGAUUCUCUAUUAUUAGAUAAUCUUCCCCUGACUUAUCCCCUGGAUCGUAAUGCCGGUGAUGUUCAGAAGCUCUUAACCCUACCCAAUGUUAUGAUGCGGGAUAUUUUGAUUUAUCAUGAGGAUAAAGUAAAUCGGCUACCACAAUAA